CACGCAACACAAACAUAAGUAGCAUUUUGUAAAACAAAAGCAUAAGAUUUUUACUUAAUCUUCAAUGCAAAUGGUGUAAAAUAAAGAGCUGUUAGUGCAUAUUUCCAUUGUUUCGUCGUGUCCGUUCUUGUGAUAGGUUCAAAUCGACCCACUAGGGUUAAACAAAUGCAAUGAGUUCCAGAAGAGAUAAUCGUAGGAAUACCGGUCGACGCGGUGUGGGACCAAAUAUGUUAAGAGACAUACAGCAGGAUAUCGAGCAACAGUUCAACAAAAGGUACGAAUUUCCUGCGCCGCCAUCCGGAGAAUCGCCAGUGUUACCACCACUGGACACUGUCUUCAGCGAACCAGUUUCACGAUUCGAUACCCUGCAACGAUUGAAGGAGAGAUUGAAUUUGGUUAAAAGUCGGCUGAAUGUUUUCGAAAUAAAUGAUUGGCACGAGCAUACCCGCAAUCGGUCCUCUUUGGUUCCGAUUCUGAUGGAUCUCCGACAUAACGUUCGGGCCGAGUUUGUCACGCAGGCAUUUGCCAAAUUAUACGAGUGUGUCUACCAGUAUGAAUUGGUGCCGCCGAAAAUUGAAGCAUUCUACAGUGUGCAUUUGUGCGAAGCACCGGGUGCGUUCAUUACCGGUUUGAAUCAUUAUCUGAAGCUGAAUCACCCGAGUAUCCGAUGGGAAUGGUUUGCCAAUACACUUAAUCCAUACUACGAAGGAAACUGCCUGGGAAGCAUGAUCAUAGAUGAUCGGUUCAUACUGCGCACGCUGGACUCAUGGUGCUUCGGGGAGGAUAACACUGGCGACAUCAUGCAACGGCAGAAUUUGGACGCAAUCGUGCGUCGGAGCAAGCAGUUCGAAAUGGUUAAUCUCGUCACUGCAGAUGGUUCGAUCGAUUGCCAUGAUGCCCCGGAAGAUCAGGAAGAUCGCGUGUCCCAGCUGCAUCUGGCGGAAGCGGUGACUGCCCUGAAAAUGCUUAGUUCAGGCGGUUCGUUUGUCCUGAAAAUGUUUACUUUUUACGAGCACUGUAGCGUCAGUCUUCUCUACCUGUUGUACGUGUGCUUCGAGGAGCUCCAUGUGUUCAAACCAUGCACUUCGAAACCGGGCAAUUCCGAGGUGUAUGUGAUCGCUAGAUCGUUUCGCAAACCGAAGGGGAUCGAUUCCUAUUUGGAUAGGAUAUUCGACAAUCUCCAUUCGUCUAAAUCAAUGUUUAGCGUGGCACACAUUCCACAGUACUUCGUCGAUAAUGUUCAGCACUGUGCAGAUGAGUUCAUGGCACACCAGCAGAAUGUGAUUGAACGCAACAUUCACUUCUACGAAAAUAAAUGUGAUUUGGAAAACUUGCGUAUCGAACGAUUGAAAUUAUCAAUGAGCCGAACGUUCUUCGAUCUAUAUGGAAUUAGAAGAAUCAAUAUGUCCCAAACCAUCUUGAAGGGAAUGGACGUGAAUAACCUCCCCAAUAUCAAUCCUAGAUUUGUCAAGGGCACGUAUAACGAACGGAGUAAAACGGACGCAAUAAACAGCGACCAAAAGUUGGCAAAAUUGAAGGCUAACCUAAUUGAUUUAAUUGAAAACAGACAAGACAGCUCUCCAUGGUACAAAUUUAGCGAUCCACCAGAUAUCAAUGAUUCAUGCUUCGAUUUGAUCCACUUCAGUUGCGGAAAACCAAUAGAAGUUCUACAGAGUAGUAGAUUUGUUGUUAUACCGUACCUUCUAUUUUUGAAGGAUGUCAUAAAGUUUAUCAACAACGAGUUACCCCACAAAGAACAAAAGAAAGAACGGAUUUUCACAUUUGAUGAACCCACAUACAGCCUCAUAGUUGACAUAAAAUCCUAUGCAAAUAUGUCCUGCUAUAGCGCCUAUGAGCUGGAUAUCUUCCGAACAUUGCUGCAACGCAUCACAGACCUUCCGCAUCAAGAAGGCAUCGACUAUCUAACGGUGGAAAAUUGGCUCCUGAUAUCGCAAUUCAGUGUGGGACUUGUGCUAUUCUUGAAGAUGUAUGUGUUCGAAAAAGUUGAUCUAAUCGCUUGCAACCAGUUGCGAUUUUCGUGCCUCAAGACGGAUGGAAUUUCUUCGCUGCAAUACCUAAACGAAUCCUUACAAUCGGAACUCAUCCGAUGUGCGCCCGAUAAAACCAUACUUGGAAUUGUUCCCAUAGAAGUCCUGCUGGAAGGAGGCUUCGUCUAUGCUGUGAUGAACUACAAUAGUCGUUUGUGUUUGGAGUAUUGCUUAGAGUUGCUCGUGCAUUGAAUGGAUAUACUUCGGUGAAGGAGUAUGAUGUUUUGUAUGUAUUGUAAUGUUAUUGUUGCAAACGGAAUUUUGAUGCCUUGACUCUAUGAUACCAAAGCAAUGUGGACCAGUUAAGUUGUUAACUAAUAACAAAAGACAAUCAGUCUUGCUAUUUCCAAAUAAAUGUAUUUGACGGUCUACUAAAGAGUUUAAA
Molecule: messenger RNA, 2433 nt
Organism: Toxorhynchites rutilus septentrionalis
Lineage: Eukaryota; Metazoa; Arthropoda; Insecta; Diptera; Culicidae
Gene: aft
Product: cap-specific mRNA (nucleoside-2'-O-)-methyltransferase 2
Exons: 2
Coding region: 171-2240 (689 amino acids)
Biological process (GO): 7-methylguanosine mRNA capping
Cellular component (GO): nucleus; cytoplasm
Molecular function (GO): methyltransferase cap1 activity
Source: RefSeq, a predicted model, not a curated record